Eublepharis macularius is the source of this 1233-nucleotide messenger RNA. RefSeq names its product nascent polypeptide-associated complex subunit alpha, muscle-specific form-like. The record is from RefSeq and is a predicted model, not a curated record. The coding region runs from base 1 to 1233 and encodes 410 amino acids. The transcript is spliced from 2 exons. Lineage: Eukaryota; Metazoa; Chordata; Lepidosauria; Squamata; Eublepharidae.
AUGCGGAGCCAGAGGGGGGGCUCAGAGGGCACGCCAGGCAACCGCAGGGGCUGCCCAAGCCCUGCUGGGCCUCCCCUCUCCGGCUCCCCGAAAGGAGUUUUGUGCCCCUCGCCGAGGGACACCCUCAGAUCCUCCAACGCCCUUCACUUGACAUCCACGCCAAAGACCGGCGCGGGGAAGAGACGCGUCGCCCCAUCCCCACGUGCGACCGGGCGACAAGGGCAGCGGGUCAAAGGCGCGGGCAGAGCUGGCCUCGCCGCCCCCAAAGUUGCCGGCAAAGUUGCCCGCCGCUCCCCGGAGGGAGGCAGGCUGGCGCCCCGAGCCGCGGCACCUGUUGCAGGCGGCGGCCGCGCUCCGCUCUCGGCGCCCGGCCGCCCGGCCGCCCCCCGUGUCCCGCUCGCCCCUCCCGGCGCAACUCGCCCGCCGGCCGCCUCACCUGCAUGUGUCCCGGGUACAUUCUGCGCCGCCGCCUUCAGGGAGCCCCCGAGGCCGACCGAUCGCGGGCGGUCGGGGCAGCUGGGCGCGCGCGCGCCUCUUCCCCGCCUGCAAGAAAGGGAAAGAAGGCGCGGAGUCCGGCGCGCCGAAGGCGAGGAGUUGGCGCCGGGGCUGCUGCCGCCCGCUGACCUCCCGCGCCUGCUGCUCCUGCUGCCGGGGCUCUUCUCUUGCGCGCAGAGGCGUGCCAGCAGGCGCCGCGGAGCCCGAAGCAGCGCUCGUCCCGGCUGCAAUGCCAAGCAAGGGCUGCGCGCCGCCUCGGCUGCCGCGCUCCGUCUGGGGCCAACUCUUGCCGGCGCCCUCCGCGGCUCCUUCCCGGCUCUUCCCCUCCGCCGAGACCCCUCCUCCCGCCGCGGCUGGCCGGCGCCGGGGCCUCCCCCUCCCUCCCUCCCUCCGGCCCUCCCUCCGCCGGCACGGGAGCGCGCGCCAUCCGGGGCUCGUCCGUCAGGCUGGCGCGCGCUCGGCCAGUGGCGGCGGCGGCGGCUGCUGCUGCUGCUGCUGCAGGGUUGCAACGCCCGGCCUGCUCGGAGGAGCGAGAAUGAUCGGGCAGCGCCUCUCUCUGCCGCCCCUAGCCCCCGGGACCGCGAAGGAGCCGCGUCGCUGCGCAGCCAGGCCACGCGAGGCGCGCAGAGCCCCCGGCAGAGCGACCGUCCUCUUGCUCCUCUGACAUUGGAGAGCCGCUUGGCUUCCGCCCUGGCUGAGGCUGCCAACCUACUGGGAAACCGGCUGGUCAGCACCUGA